Scophthalmus maximus (turbot) is the source of this 10553-nucleotide messenger RNA. It is a transcript of the gene tcf20, whose product is annotated as transcription factor 20. The record is from RefSeq and is a predicted model, not a curated record. The coding region runs from base 1518 to 8921 and encodes 2467 amino acids. Gene Ontology annotation, cellular component: nucleus. The transcript has 6 exons. Gene Ontology annotation, biological process: regulation of transcription by RNA polymerase II. NCBI's taxonomy places the organism in Eukaryota, Metazoa, Chordata, Actinopteri, Pleuronectiformes, Scophthalmidae.
GGUGUGUGGACCUCGCUGGUGACGGGACCCACAGGCUCCCCGACUGCGCUCCGCUCUCAUCAAUUUUUCGGAGGUGAGGACAAAAGGAAAAGAAGGAAAAAAAGAGAGAGGGGGGGGAAUCGGAGAAAGAAAAGGCCCCGGGAUCCGAGUGUCGUGACGGGCCCCCACCCCCCCCGACUCCGACUCCGUCUCCGUCUCCGCCGCUGGCCGGGGUUGUCUGGACUCGAACGGGCGAGGGAAGAGCGGCGGAGCGGUCGACUCGAGUCUGGGGUUUCCUGCCUCACCGACCAGCCUCUCGCCCUCCGAGGGGCCUUGCGUCGCUCCGGUUCUCUCCAGAGUUGUGAAGACUCCUGGUCAGCGACUCCUGGAAAACAAACUUAUCCGCAUGGAAAUACAGAAGAGAAACAGAAAAGACGGAGCUUGAACUGACUGAACUUGAAGUGGAAUAAAUGGAUUACCCUCCUUUUGGAAAAUUGUUGCCAUGGAACAAGGUAGAAUUAAAUCACGGUUGACAGAAAAAAACAAAGGUAAGGCUGCUACAUGCUGAAGAUACCGGAGCGCACCAAGAGUCAAAGAAAAAACGAUUACGAAAUAGGGACCAAAGACCUCCACAGUACAAAUGAGUGCAUGCACCAGCAAACCUUUUAUUUGAAAGGGAAUGACCAAGAAAAAGAACUGCUCAGAAAGCAUUACACCCUGCAUCCACGAGUUAAUGAGAAUAUCAAUGGAGUGUUCGCCUCCAGGAGUGUUCAGUGAGGGUCUGUAUUCAGACCACUUGAUUCUGUUACUGCAGCAUUUGUCUCACACGGGUGUGAGUCAGGUCCUACACGUUGACGAACUGAAGGAUUGCUGUGACGGAACUCUGGCUCAAUGGUUUUGUUGAGAUAUUUUUCAUCUUUUUUUUAACAAGAUGCUAUUGGAUUAUACCUCAGUUUAAUCCAAACAUAGCUCUGCUUGCUUGAGCUGUUGUCAUAGCUGAGUGUAUACACGCAAAGACAUUCGGGGUUGAACGUCUCACAUGGUGGUGUGUCACUUGAUAUUGUUGCCUGCUCAGUGCCAAACUGCUUCAGCGUCAUAGGAAUGACCGCACACUUUCAAUCUGGUACUGUUCUGCAGUAGAAUCCUGCUUCACAACGUAUUCCUUUUUUUCUUCUUGUAGAAAUUCAUUUUUUAAAGACCCAGCUAUAAGUAAACCUUUUUUUUUAAGUGUACACAACCAUCAUAUUGAAGAAGAAAGAUUUGGCCUUUACCAUUUGGCAUUUUUCUAUAUUGAUAAGAUCCUCAUCUGUUCAACCGCCCCAAAACCUUCUGCUACAAAAACCGUGAUUACAACAUCUGUGAUAAUUCCUGCAGCUCUUUGGUGGAUUUCAAGUGCAUUUCCUUGUUUUACUGCCAGGCCAUGGACUCUCUCUUUGUCAUUUAUGGUUACUGCCAUACGCCUUCCAGUUUCUGAUCAGAAACAUUCCCUGAUAUAGACAGAUAUUUCCAUUUUCGAUUCAAACUUGGGGGGGAGGAAAAUGCAGAAUUUUCCUAACAGUCCUGCUCCCACGUCUCUACCCCAUGGGUUCAGUGGGAGGGCUGGAGGUGGACCCCCCUAUCCCCCUCAGCCAGCAGACCCCCAGAUCUCCCCAAGGAUGACAGAUGAUUAUGCCGGGAUGCAACAACAGAGCCUGCACAGGGGCCAUCACCACCCCAGUCAAGCCAGCCACAUGCUUGCUUACAGUGCCAGAAACAGAGGAGCUGUGGAGCCACCGCCAACACAGGGUAACAUUCACAGUGGCAAUAGUAACAACUUAUACAGGAAGGAUGCAAUGGAUUAUUAUUUUUCAAUGGGUGGGAAGGACAGGCACAGAAGGGGAGCUAUGGGUUAUGGACCAGGCUUUGGGUACCCUAAUAUAGAUGGACAUUUACCUCACCAGUACAGGCAUGCUGCAUCUGGCUCUGCUCCAUCGUCUGGCCUGAUGUCACCAUAUCCAGUAGACUAUGGCUCUGGUGCUGGUUCAGGUGGAGGUGCUGGUGCUGGAGCCUUCUCUCCUACACAUCAGUACAAUAUGAGCCAGAACCCUGCAAUGCAGUCAGUUCCAGCGUCUCAGAUGCAGCACCGCCAGCAUGGGCAAACCUUCCCAACCGUCCACCUUGGACAGCAGCAUAGGAGCUAUCCCCACUCUGGGCACAGGAUGACCCCACAGUACCCACACUUCUCCCCACAGAGUGGCGCAUCCACGGGGUCAUCAGGAAUGUACAGCCCCCCUCCGCAGAGAUAUCUCGACGGGACUGCUAGCACUGGAUUUGAUCCCAAAGUCAACAGUUCUCCCAGCAUCAACUCCAGUUCAAACUCAGUCUCUAGUUCAGUUGCUGCUAACAAUGUGGGGCCAAUGGAGAAUGUUCAACAGAGUUACCAUGCUUCAAAUUAUCCUGGAUUUCCCCCACAGACACAUUCUCUUCACAAGCAGGCCACACUACAGCACCGCAACUCACAGCACAAUUUAGGGGUCGGUUAUGACAACUCUCUCAAGAUGCAGCACCAGGGCCCGUCUCCAGGGUCUGUAUAUGCUAAACAUCACCAAGCCUCCAAUCCCAGUAUACCUCAAGCAGCAUCUCAAGAAAUAGCCAAAUCCCCAAUGCAUCCAAAUGCUCAGCAAACCCAAAUCAACCAAAACUUUAGCCCGAUAUCUAACCCCUCUCCAGCUGCCUCAGCAGUGCAUUCCCCCAGCUGUAGCUCCUCUCCUUCCCCUUUGAUGGGUGUCCCAGAGGCACAUGGAAACCCCUCAGGUCAUGGUCCUUCACAUCCUCCUACAUCACACCCCCGUAGCAGCCACGGUCAUGGCAGAUUACUGCAGACUAUGCCUCAGUUAAGUCCCACUCCCAACUCAAAUAGCAGCAUCAGUAGUUGUGGAAGCAGUGGCAGUCAUAAAGCUCACAGCAUGAGUUCAGUCGGAGGCAGCAGUCUCCCUCCAUCAGGCCGCAACAAAAUGGGCCUAGGCGCAGGCAGUGGAUCCCGAGAGGAAGGAACCUCCCUUUAUUCAUCUUCUCCGCUUGAUAAAAUGCAGGAUGCCGGCCUGAAUAGUCUUAAUGCCUUGAGCUCACAAGUAGCCAAUUUACCAAACACAAUUCAGCACAUGCUCCUCACUGACACGGUGCUUUCACAGAAGAAGAGAGAUGGCGGACAGAUGCAACAGGCAACACAUAGCAUGCCCCCCUCACAACCAAGGAGUCGAAAUGCAAGUGCAGCCUCGAGUACUGGCACAGUCAAAGAUGGAAGUGCAGCAGGUAGUGCUGAUGGUGCCAUCCUAGAUGCAGGUGCUGAUGAAGACUUUAUGUCAGUAGGAGGCUCAACAGGGACCAAGGUGGAACGCGAGGAUCAGUUUUCUGAGCGGGAACAUGGGAGAGUGAGGCAGAUGAGUGGUGCAAGCAAUGGAUCUGAACCAACUGGCUAUCACCCUCCACAAGCAUCAAACGUUAAAACGGUCAGCUUAGAUUCCCCGUCAAAAGAUCCAAGUGUUGCAAAAGCAAAUGAAGCUCGUGUUCCUUCCUCAUCAACAUCUCCAUCCUUUGGAUGUCAGUCAUUAGAGACUGGCCCAAUUGCACAUUCAACGCCUCCAGUUUCCUCGUCCCCCUCCACCAGCAUUCCACCUCCCAAGCCAAAUUGUGUCUCAGAGCCUGGUUUAACACAUAAUGACAGAGGUGGACACAGGAAGACGGCAGAGGUUAAAAAUGAAGUCAUCAGAAAUGAAAGUGAAGUUGCAGCUGGAAAAAAAGAGAGAAGCAGUAGCCAGAUGCAGCGAGAGCUGGACGUCAAUACACAAAAUGGUCAGGACAAAGAAAAUAAGUUGCACUCUGCAUCCAGAUUACACAAUAAUGAGAGGGAAGCAAAGCACACAUCUGAAGAACAGCAAAGUGCCAGUGGCGUUGGUGUGAUUGUUUCAGCUAGAUCUGAGGGAAGUCAUGCUGAAAAAAGCAAGCACCCUCAAGACAACUGUAUUGAAGAGAAACAGUCACAUUCCUACUUAAGAGAGUCAAGCAGUCAUAACGGGGAGGAGGGAGUCGAUCUGAGUCUGUACUCCUCCCAGAAAUCCAACUUUGGACGGCCUCAAAAUCCCCCCCACUCUGGGCCACAUAAAUAUGGCUACCCAGAAUCAACAUAUGGCUCAGAUUUAUCAAUGAAAAAGAGAGGGAGGGCUGGUGCUGCGAGUGUAAUGGAAUCAAAUUCCAGAUACUUAGGGUUCCAGCAAUCACAAACUGGCUAUGGCCCCGUGCAGCCCAAAGAGGGCGGUUCUGUAGCAGAGGCUUUGGUAAAGAGAGGACAAGGAGCGGGAGGUAAAGUUCAUGAGGAUAAUUCACAAAUGCAGCAGUUUCCCAGCCUUUUACAAGAGGUCCUUCAAGGUUAUAAUUUAGAUAGACGUUAUGGCAGACCAGAGCAGGCAUUUCCUGCCCAUCUCCAAGUUCAACAACAGUUUCAAAGCAGAAACCCGUACGGCAUGACUGAAAAUAUGAGGAUGCAGAGCGGAGUAGCUGAGGCUUUGGCUCAUUCUGCCCACAUGGGCAGCUCUGGAAAGCCCUCGCAUUCAAACCUGAGGCAUGGAAGUGAGCCUGAUUUCACCACAGAUCCCCAAACCUCAGUGAAGUCAGAAGUGUCCAAUGCAAACAUUUUGCAAAAUGCUGACAAACCUGAAUUGGGUGUGUCCCAGAGUAAUUUACCACAGGGUACAGAGUCUCAGCAACCCCCAACCAAACAUAUAAACUUAGCUGACUAUUCCCUGCCACAGAGAAAAGUGUUAUCUAAUGUGUCCACUCCGUCCUCUGCUGUUCAGGAGCUCCUUUUGCAAGAGCCAGAGCCGCUGACGGGCAGCAUUGGUCAAACAGAGUCACAAAAACCAUCAGGCUCCAUAUUAGCCCCAUCAGAGCGGCGCUCUGUCAUCUGUGAUGUGUCGCCAAACCGGCGCAGCACGCCAGAGCGGGACAGGGAAUGCGACCGAGAACGAGAGCGGGAGAAAAGUCAGAGUGGAGCCUCUGUGAUUCAACAGCCGUUUUCUUCCCCAGUAGCAGCAGCCAAUGAUCUGAGUAAAAAAGAAGCGGGGGAGAAACAAGUGGUGAAAAUCGAAACGGCAUCUAAAGAGGCUGGCCAAGAUGCUGUGAAUUUACAAACUGAUCGUCAUGGCAGAGGUGGAGCUAAUGAGGCGGACAUGGAGUAUCAUCCCAAGUCUGUUCAUCCAUCUGUAGUAAUGAAUGCUGACCCCUACAGGCGAGGUAGUGUAGACAUGUCCCCCUUGCCUUCUCACCCUCUGAGCACAAAUCCUUUAUCUUCACCCUCAAGGCAUCAGGCCUAUCUUCACAGUGUUGAUUUAUCAGCUGGCAGUGGGGGCAGUUUCCCUGGAUAUCGAUACGGAGAUACGAGAGAAGGCAAUAUCAUGCCACGCACCAACCCCCAUUUUCCCUCCCACCAUCCGUACCACAACUUGCCCCACCUGGCUCAGUCCACAAACAAGCUUCAGAUGUAUCCUCACCCCCGUGGCCUCCCUCAUCACCCGCAUGAGAUGAGUGACUGGGUUAAGGCGAUGAGCAGGCCAUCUAAGGAGAUGAUGAUGCAGCCGGUGUUGUCUCCUGGCAGACACAAGGUCAGCCAAGCAGAGCAGAGGCUGAGGAUGAUCUCCCAACCUGACAUGGCCGGUGAACAACACGCAACCAAAACGUCCCUGCAUCAUCAAAGCACUUACUUUGACAUGAAAAUGUGGGAGUCGACGCACCCAGGAAGAGAGGGCCCCAGAAUGAUGGAGGGAGACUCCUACUACAGAACACAGCCGCCGCCGCCUCCUCCACCACCUCCACCCCCUCCCCCUGCUCCAGUGGCUUCACACGGCCCUGCUCUUCAACAACUGACACACGGCCAAAAUGCUGCUGAAGCCGAGGUCUCCCGAGGAGCCUCGGAGGAAGCCAAACAUCCCUGCCCACCUCCUCCACCCUGCUCCACUAAGCCCCUUGCUGACGUUACCUCCGCUCCGCCAUCGGUGCGUCAGACUAAAGCCGGGGGUUCGGGAGACACCAACCCAUUAAUAUUGAGAAGGAGAGUUCGUUCUUUUAUCUCUCCUAUUCCUGCAAAAAGGCAACUCCAGGAUGCAUCUCAGCAGCGUGCUGCCACAAAUUCACAUCACUCCCCCGGGGCUCUGUCCGAGUUUAGCCACCACAAUGAAGAGGACUCUAGUUCAGAUGUCCCAUGUCCCAGGCUUUCCUCCCCUAUGCCCGGAGAGAACACUUAUUCACAGCCUCUAUCUCCAUCAAGUGGCAACACCAAGGUCGUGCCUCAGAGGAAAGGGCGAGGGUUAAAACUGGAGGCAAUAGUGCAGAAAAUCACGCCAAAUAUUAAAAAGCCAGCAGGCCAUGCUGAGGAUGAGUCAAAUCAUUACGCAGGCUUCUCUCACUCAGAAAUACCUCCAUUUAAUGAUUCACAGGACCAAGACUUGGCACAUUUCCCUCGAGUUGCAGUAGGGAGUGAUAGUUACAUGGAUGAGAGUCACUCAUUAAACAACCUGAUUCCCUUCAGAGGAGUUGAUGAGACUGGACCUUUACCUCCAUCUGCCUUCCCAUGUGAUCCCCAGGCCCUCAAACAAAAGGACUUUGACUUUGGAUUAGGGGCCGCCGUGGCAUCAGCAUCUGAUGACAAGGAGGACUUUGCUUUGCUCGGACCCUUGCCCCCUCCCCCGCCUCUCCCUCGUCCGGUCCAGGGUUCCCCACCUCCGUCCUCCUCAGCCCUGUCAGACAUUCAACAUUUCACCAACACUUACCAGCAGCUUGAGACGAGGAGAGGAGAGCAGUCUGCGGCCAACCUUCUCCGACAGAAACUUCAAGAAUCUGGCAUGGGAUUCGACGAUUACCCGGGGAGCGACUACUACGGAACCACCCCGCCCCACCACGGCCAAGGGCACAUGCUGAACAGACAUCAGAUGUCCUCCGGGAGGUCCAGUCUGUCGCCACAAGAUUCUAAGCUUCAAGACAGUUCUGUGCCUAAAGGCUAUUUCCCAUCUGGCAAGAAGAAGGGCAGGCCUGUAGGCAGUGUGAAUAAACAAAAGCGGGCCCAGAACCAGGCCCAAACACCGGCGCAGGCCCAGCCCCAAGUCCAGACACAGAACACAACUCUGAGUGCUAUUUCAGCCCCACCCACUCUAGAUACAGCAGCUGAUCCAACUCCACAGACGGAGCAGACUACCAGCAGCACACCGGACCCGCCAGCGCCUCCACUGUCAGACAAUGACAUCUCUCCCCCUCUGGCCCCCCCCAUUUUAACCCAGGUAGUGAAAGUGGAUGUUGAGAGUGAGGACACGCAGCCAGAGACUGAGGUCAAACCUGUGCGACGGAGACGCAGAGGUGUCAAAAAUGAAGACGAGUCGCAAGAAGCAAGAGGGCGUCAGAGGAGGAGGAGGAGAGGGGCUGCAGCGGCGGCGGCGGCGCCAUCACUGGCCAAAGAUGACCCAGAGACACAUUUAGGGGCAGGAGGUAGUCCUGGCACAAACAGAGUAUUCUUGGACCCAAAUAGAAAAGGCCUGUUUGUGCCACACAUACAUGUGGAAAACAAAGUACCAGAGAUUGGGGCGGUGUGCACCAUUGUGAAUGCCGAGGAGGAGAAGAUGAAAGGAGAGCGUAGUGCAGUCGGAGGGAAAGCAGGCGGGAGUGGAAUUGAUUCUCUCCUGACCUCAGCGCUUUCCUCCCAGUUAUCUAGGAGAGACAGAGAGUCUGAGAAAAGGAAGACGGACGAGGUGGAAACUGCACUUCAGUCGGGAAAAGCACUUCCCUCGUCUGGCUAUGUUGUUUCAGGGCCUGUGAUCACAGAGACCAAUCACUCUGGCCGCCUGCUCUGUUGCCUGUGUCAGAAAUGGGCAAAUUACAAGCACCUCGGAGACCUCUAUGGGCCUUUCUAUCCGGCCGAUUAUGCGGCAAAGCUCCCCAAGAACCAGCCCCAGGUCCGACAGUGUCAAGCAACCACAGGCCCAAACAAAACGGGACCAAAUUCAGACACGAGUACGGUCCAAGACCCACAAACGCAACAAGAGGCUCAGUUUACCAAGCCCUCGGUCGAGAGCGACUACGCCAUCAGCCUCGACUCAAACCCAACAUGUCUCAGCACUCCAAUUAGAACUGCCUCACCAGCCGGCAGAGAGGAAAUGAUGAUGCACGUGGCUGGCGAGCUGAGUAACACCGCCUCCUCCUACUCCUCCUCCACCACCACCACCAGUAAAACAACAUAUCUAACCUGGGACAUGAAUCUAGACAUCCGGCCGAUCCCUGAGCUCAAGCGAGAGCCGGACCUGGAGAUCGACCAGCAGCGGGCGCCGCAACAGCUGCAGCUGCCGACCGACGAGGCUCAGCAGCGCCCUCAGCACAGAAAGCUGACCUCGCAUCCCCGCUUCAAGAGGAGGCACAAAUCCAGCGAGGAUUCUCCCCGGAUGGUGCCGUCCAACAGCAAGGCGUCGCUGCCCUUCCAGCCCCCUCCCCCAGCCCUGGACUCCCUGGGACCCUUGGCUCAACUCGCCCAGCUCCCGCAGAUGCCCAUGGACCCAGAGGAGCUGUGGGUGCACGAAGGCUGCAUAGUGUGGACCAGUGGAGUGUACCUCGUCAACGGGAGGCUUUAUGGCCUGCAGGAGGCACUAGAUGGCGCCAGAGAAACAAGCUGCUCCUACUGCGAGAUGGUCGGCUCAACACUGGGCUGCUACAGCAAGGGCUGUACACUUCGCUAUCACUACCUGUGUGCUAUUGAAGCAGAUUGCUCUCUGAACGAAGAUAACUUCUCACUGCGGUGUCCGAAGCACAAGGUAAAGAAGGAGAGUCUACCCAGAGUAUCCGGCCAGCCAAGUCAGUGUACCUGGAGCAUUCAGAGAGAGGCUGAGAGAACUGGAGAGGAAGAAGAGACACCGGAGUCUGGGAGCUGUUAGUUUGGACACCGAAGACUGAGAAAUGUUUUUGAAGCAGCCCCAAAUGUGAAAGGACAGGACUGGCAUCUGUGACGGAGAGCAACAAAAGGGAAUGUACAAUUUCUCCACAGGAAUCAGCAUUAUUUACAUUUAAGACAAUGGGGAAAAGAAACUUUCUUUUUUUUCUGAGAGAAUUAUUGCUCUUUACUUAAAAGCAGAAGAAAAGAAAAAAACAUGGACAUGCAACAUAGAGGAACAGAGCUACAAGCAAAAGAAAAAAAAAACUACGAACGUUGAGUGGAAUAAAAUGAGAUGUCAAGACUGACGGAGGAACUAAAGGAACUUUGAAGAACAAAAGAACAAUUUCCUCCCUGGGCUUACUUUGAUUUUCCUCAGACACCCUCAAAAGUGUUUAACACCUGUUUAUCAUCAUCUGUAUCAUCAUUUACCUUCUUUUUUGUUUCAGGUUUUCUUUUGUUUGCUUUGGAGAAGCAUAUCGGGAGCAAGCUGGGUGUCAAACCCAGCAGAGACGAGGCGAGACUGUUGUAUCCUCUCGCAAGUAGUAUUUUAUCUCAUGAUAUUAGGACGAUCACAGUUAUUAUUUUAGUCCUCAUUAUUAUUUUGUAUCCUCAUUAGUAUUUACUCAUCAAAAUGAAAUGGAUGUAUCUCACUUUUUAGUCAGUCAACACAAAAAUUGGAUUUUUUUCUUUUCUUUCAUUCCUGGAGAGGGAGGAGCCAGAGGGUUGUCUGGAUUGUCAGGGUUGAGUUUGCCACAAAGACAUUAUUGCCUUGGAGAACGGACAUCUGUUGCCUUUCAAAAGUCAUGUGUAUGAGUGAGAAGUGUGUGUGUGUGUGUGUGUGUGUGUGUGUGUGUGUGUGUGUGUGUGUGUGUGUGAGUGAGGGAGAGCGAGAGAAAAUGAAAAAAAAAGCCGAUAUCUGGGUCUUUGAUUCCAUUUUGGUCCUUUUGAAAAGUGUUCUUAUUUUUCAUCACUGGGGGUUUUUACGGUACAGAUAGUAUUCAUGAAAAAUCAGAUGGACAGUCUUAUUUUUCAAGUACAAAAUGUUUGUAAUGUGCAAAAGAGAAGGACAGAGCCUUGUAAGAGGAGGAGAUAACACUAUGGACUAAUGCGCGUCUGCCAUCUUUAACCGAGCUGAGUGGAAGAUGAAGGUGAAAGGACACUAAAGCGUUUUUCAUUGUCGUGGAACUGUGUACUGGGUGCACACGCGUGUAUGUUCUACAUAGGAAGUUACAUUUGACUGACCGGUGUCGGUCCCUCGGACAGCGAUGAAACAUUUUUUGGGAGCUGAGAACAUUGGGGGGAGGGGAGGGGUGGGGGGGUGUCAUGCGAGUGGCUGUGAUUGGCCAACCGCACUGGCCUGAGAAGGCAGAGAGCCGAACCAAGUGCUUUUGAACGGUUCCUUUCUGAAGCGACACAGCGAUAUGAUCGAGAGAUGCAAAAUCCAUUCAAAAGAAGCAUUGCCAUAAAAUCUAAAAGUGAGUCGUACAUGGUGUUGUCUUUAUCAUUUUUUAUUGUUAUUCUUGUAAAAAAAAAAAAAACUGAGAAGACAGUUACACUAUCAAAACCAUGCUGUAUUAGAAACCUGUCAAUAUGUAUAUGAAUUAUGAAUACACUUAAAAAAAUGCUUCAACUA